Diaporthe amygdali is the source of this 1089-nucleotide messenger RNA. RefSeq lists its product as uncharacterized. Gene Ontology annotation, molecular function: zinc ion binding; alcohol dehydrogenase (NADP+) activity. The record is from RefSeq and is a predicted model, not a curated record. Lineage: Eukaryota; Fungi; Ascomycota; Sordariomycetes; Diaporthales; Diaporthaceae. The transcript has 2 exons. Gene Ontology annotation, biological process: alcohol metabolic process. The coding region runs from base 1 to 1089 and encodes 362 amino acids.
AUGGCCGCACCAAAGUUCGAGGGAUGGCUCGGAAAGGACGAGGAGUCUGUCAAUGGCAAGAUGGAAUGGGGUGCCUUCGAGCCCAAGAAAUGGACAGAAGACGACGUCGACAUCGAGAUCUCCCACUGCGGCGUGUGCGGCUCUGACUUGCACACGCUCAAGUCCGGCUGGUUCCCAACUCCUUACCCCUGCGUCGUGGGCCAUGAGAUCGUCGGCACCGCUGUCCGGGUUGGUAAGAACGUUUCGCACGUCAAGAAAGGCGACCGCGUGGGCGUUGGUGCCCAGGCCAGGUCGUGCCUCAAGCCCGACUGCGCGGAGUGCUCCAGCAACCAUGAGAGCUACUGCGGCAACGAAUCAGUCAACACGUACGGCUCAGUCUACCCCAACGACGAGGGCAAGUCGUAUGGUGGCUAUGCCGAUUAUAACAGAACCAAUGGCCACUUCGUGAUUCCUAUCCCAGAUGGCCUCGACAGUGCUGAUGCUGCACCAAUGCUUUGUGGUGGUAUCACGGUCUACAGCCCUCUGAAAAACAACGGCUGCGGACCGGGCAAGACUGUUGGCGUGGUCGGCGUGGGCGGUCUGGGCCACUUCGCGGUCCUGUUCGCCAAGGCUCUCGGCGCUGACAAGGUUGUCGGCAUCAGCCGCAAAGCAGACAAGAAGGACGACGUGCUGAAGCUUGGGGCCGACGCCUACAUCGCCACCGCUGACGACAAGGACUGGGCGCCCAAGAACCGACGCUCGCUGGACCUCAUCAUCUCCACGGUCUCGAAUGCCAACAUGCCCUUGUCCGAGUACCUGGGUCUCCUCAAGGUCAAGGGCACCUUCAUUCAGGUCGGCGCCCCAGAUGGCGGCAACCUCCCACCCGUCAACGCGUUCACGCUCAUCGGCAAUGGAAUCAAGAUCGGCGGCAGUGCCAUCGGCAGCCCGAACGAUAUUACUGAGAUGCUCCAGCUUGCGGCAGACAAGAAGAUCAAGCCAUGGGUGCAGGCCAGGCCGCUGAAGGAGGCCAACCAGGUUGUAGUUGAUAUGGAGGCGGGUAAAGCGAGGUACAGGUAUGUGCUGGUCAAUGAGAACUUUGAGAAGCACUGA